Messenger RNA from Hippocampus zosterae (dwarf seahorse), 2417 nucleotides. It is a transcript of the gene slc18a3b, whose product is annotated as solute carrier family 18 member 3b. NCBI's taxonomy places the organism in Eukaryota, Metazoa, Chordata, Actinopteri, Syngnathiformes, Syngnathidae. Gene Ontology annotation, molecular function: acetylcholine transmembrane transporter activity; xenobiotic transmembrane transporter activity. The record is from RefSeq and is a predicted model, not a curated record. The transcript has a single exon. Gene Ontology annotation, cellular component: AP-1 adaptor complex; terminal bouton; AP-2 adaptor complex. Bases 288 to 1853 code for a protein of 521 amino acids. Gene Ontology annotation, biological process: chemical synaptic transmission; transmembrane transport; xenobiotic transport.
AAAAAAAAGAGAAGCGGGUUAACGCGCACCAAUGGCCACGGAGGAGGCAGCAGCGACGCCGUCAGAGCCGAGCGCUCAAGUGCCACAGGUGAGGAUGGAAGACUCGACGCGUCCUCGGCGGCGCCAGCAAGCUGCAGCCAAGACGGCCGCGUGAACAGGGGGGAACGGGCGCCGAGAAGCAUGGAGGGGCGUGCGUAACUUUCCUCCCCUUUGACGCACAAGGCGAGGGGGGCUCGGCGUUGCGCGCACAGUCUGAGCCCGAGAGUCGAAGAAAGCGGCACGUCGCGAUGAACGCCGACGGCGGAUCGUCCGGGCUGGCCAGGUCGGCCGCGGUCAAGCUGUCCGAGAUGGGCGCGCGCACCAAGCAGCUGGGCACGGCCAUGCGGGACCCGCAGCGGCAGCGGCGCGUCAUCCUGGUGAUCGUGUGCGUGGCGCUGCUGCUGGACAACAUGCUCUACAUGGUGAUCGUGCCCAUCAUCCCGGACUACCUGGCCGACCUGGAGAACGAGCAGUCGGAGCCGCGGGCCAACGGCAGCGGCAACGACACCGGCGCGCGCGGCGGGUCCGCCAACCUGGACGUGCAAAUCGGGGUCCUGUUCGCGUCCAAAGCCAUCCUGCAGCUGCUGGUCAACCCCCUGAGCGGCACCUUCAUCGACCGCGUGGGCUACGACAUCCCGCUGCUGAUCGGGCUGAGCGUCAUGUUCCUCUCCACGUGCAUCUUCGCCUUCGGCGAGAACUACGCCACGCUGUUCGCCGCCAGGAGCCUGCAGGGCCUGGGCUCGGCGUUCGCCGACACGUCGGGCCUGGCCAUGAUCGCCGACAAGUACACGGAGGAGGCCGAGCGCAGCCGGGCGCUGGGCAUCGCGCUGGCCUUCAUCUCCUUCGGCAGCCUGGCGGCGCCUCCCUUCGGCGGGGUCCUGUACGAGUUCGCCGGCAAGCGGGUGCCCUUCCUGGUGCUCGCCUUCGUGUGCCUGGCGGACGGCUUCCUGUUCCUGGCCCUGCUGCGGCCCUUCUCCAACAGGACUCGCGAGAACAUGCCGGUCGGCACGCCCAUCCACCGGCUCAUGGUCGACCCGUACAUCGCGGUGGUGGCCGGCGCGCUGACGGUGUGCAACAUCCCGCUGGCCUUCCUGGAGCCCACCAUCGCCAAGUGGAUGGAGAGCACCAUGCACUCCACGCGGUGGCAGGUGGGCCUGACCUGGCUGCCCGCCUUCUUCCCGCACGUGCUCGGCGUCUACGUCACCGUGCGGCUGGCGGCGCGUCACCCCAACCUGCAGUGGUUCUACGGCGCGCUGGGCUUGGUCAUCAUCGGCGCCAGCUCGUGCACGGUGCCGGCCUGCAAGAGCUUCGGCCAGCUGGUGGCCCCGCUGUGCGGCAUCUGCUUCGGCAUCGCGCUGGUGGACACGGCGCUGCUGCCCACGCUCGCCUUCCUGGUGGACGUGCGCCACGUCUCCGUCUACGGCAGCGUGUACGCCAUCGCGGACAUCUCCUACUCGGUGGCGUACGCCAUGGGCCCCGUGGUGGCGGGCCAGAUCGUGCACAGCCGGGGCUUCGUCCAGCUCAACCUGGGCAUGGGCCUGGUCAACGUGCUGUACGCGCCCGCGCUGCUGCUGCUGCGCAACGUCUGCCGCAUGAGGCCGUCCUACUCGGAGAGGGACACCCUGCUGGACGAGCCCCCGCAGGGGCUGUACGACGCCAUCCGCCUGGAGGAGAGGCGGGCCGACAAGAGCGAGAAGCGCAGCAAGAAAAGGGGCCACGGCGACGAGGGCGCCUGCGGCCCGCCGGACGAGAACGGCUUCGACGCCUUCGACGCCUUCGAAGCGCGGCGCUCGCAGUCCGACGAGUUCACUUGAACUAAGUCGUCGGACCCCCCGCCCCCCUUCCCGCUUCCCCGUGUCUCAGUCAAAGUUAUGUGCACUAUAAAAAACUAACAAAAAAAAAACAACAACCUCCCAAUCACCAUAAUAACAAUUGUGUGCGUGUGACCGUUUUUCUUUCAUCAUCUUUGUAAUUUCAUUCCGUUUGAUUCUCGUGGGGGGAAAAAAACUAUUGCUAAUUGUGGGACCAAAUAUAAACAGCACACGUCCACGAGCACAAAAAAAGCCCAUCUAUUUUUAUGUGUUUUUGUUUUGACUUAUUUGAGUACAUUGUUGGUGAGAUUAAUUUCUUUUCUUCCUUGUCGUUGGGAAAAAUUCAAUGUAUCAGCACAACCGGAUUUGUACAAAUGUGGAGAAAAUGAACUGCACAAGGUAAAAAAAAAAAUACGCGAGCACAAAAAAAAAAGCUCAAGUGGCUGUGAGUGUGUGUGUGUGUCAGUCUGCAGCAUUUUGUCAAGACGAGUCCGAUCUCCUGAAGACAAGUCCAUCUGUGUGUUCAUUUAUUGACUGUGAGUUGAAUAAAUCUGUUUGGAUGUGUGA